Xenopus laevis (African clawed frog) is the source of this 3660-nucleotide messenger RNA. It is a transcript of the gene tcf7l2.L, whose product is annotated as transcription factor 7 like 2 L homeolog. Gene Ontology annotation, cellular component: chromatin; beta-catenin-TCF complex; catenin-TCF7L2 complex. Lineage: Eukaryota; Metazoa; Chordata; Amphibia; Anura; Pipidae. The transcript is spliced from 15 exons. Gene Ontology annotation, molecular function: DNA-binding transcription factor activity, RNA polymerase II-specific; DNA binding; RNA polymerase II cis-regulatory region sequence-specific DNA binding. The record is from RefSeq and is a predicted model, not a curated record. Gene Ontology annotation, biological process: canonical Wnt signaling pathway; regulation of transcription by RNA polymerase II; Wnt signaling pathway. The coding region runs from base 32 to 1858 and encodes 608 amino acids.
GUGGGGGGACGAUCUGGGGGCGAAUGACGAGAUGAUUUCGUUUAAGGACGAGGGGGAACAAGACGAGAAGAUCUGUCCGAUCAGUUCGGCCGAGCGGGACCUGGCGGACGUCAAGUCUUCUCUGGUCAAUGAGUCCGAGACCCCCCACAGCUCGUCCGACUCCGAGACCGAGCGGCGACCCCCUCCCAGGCCGGAGAGUUUCCGGGACAAGAGUCGGGACAGCCUGGAGGACGCUGCUAAAAGACCUGACGGAGGAUUAUUUAAAGGGCCGACAUAUGGGGGUUACCCCUUCAUCAUGAUCCCCGACCUGAGCAGCCCCUACCUGCCCAACGGAUCCCUCUCCCCUACUGCGCGACAGUGCGUGAAUGUACCACUAGAUCUGCAUUUAGCCUCUUGUUGCAGCCCUUUCAUGCAGUAUCUGCAGAUGAAAUGGCCCCUUCUGGAUGUUCAGGCUGGAAGCUUACAGGGUAGACAAGGAAUGAAGGACACCAGAUCUCCGUCCCCGGCUCACAUUGUUUCUAACAAGGUGCCCGUUGUACAGCACCCUCACCAUGUCCACCCCCUCACGCCGCUCAUUACCUACAGCAACGAGCACUUUACCCCAGGGAACCCCCCACCGCACUUACAGGCAGACGUGGACCCAAAAACAGGAAUCCCAAGGCCUCCACACCCUCCAGACAUUUCCCCGUAUUACCCUUUAUCCCCGGGCGCCGUCGGACAGAUCCCCCAUCCGCUAGGAUGGUUAGUACCACAGCAAGGUCAGCCCGUUUAUCCAAUCACAACGGGGGGCUUCAGGCACCCCUACCCCACAGCCCUUACCGUCAAUGCUUCCAUGUCAAGAUUCCCUCCUCACAUGGUGCCGCCUCAUCACAGUUUGCACACAACUGGAAUCCCUCACCCCGCCAUAGUCAACCCUACUGUCAAGCAGGAGUCUUCCCAGAGUGACAUGGGAUCCCUCCACAGCUCGAAACAUCAGGAUUCCAAAAAAGAAGAAGAAAAGAAAAAGCCGCACAUAAAGAAACCUCUAAAUGCGUUCAUGCUGUAUAUGAAGGAGAUGAGGGCAAAAGUCGUGGCCGAGUGCACGUUAAAAGAAAGCGCAGCCAUCAAUCAGAUCCUUGGCCGAAGGUGGCACGCAUUAUCCAGGGAAGAGCAAGCGAAAUACUACGAGCUGGCGAGGAAGGAGAGGCAACUCCACAUGCAGCUUUACCCCGGAUGGUCGGCACGGGAUAACUAUGGCAAGAAGAAGAAGAGGAAAAGGGAAAAGCAACAAGGAGAGGCCAAUGAACACAGCGAAUGUUACCUAAAUCCUUGCCUUUCUCUUCCUCCGAUCACAGACCUGAGCGCUCCUAAGAAAUGUCGAGCGCGCUUUGGCCUUGAUCAGCAGAAUAACUGGUGCGGUCCCUGCAGAAGGAAAAAGAAGUGCAUUCGCUACAUACAAGGUGAAGGCAGCUGCGUUAGCCCGCCCUCUUCAGAUGGAAGCUUAUUAGACUCUCCUCCUUCUUCUCCCGCCAUGCCGGACUCCCCCAUAUCAGACUCCAAACUCCAAACUGAACAAACUCAACCUCUUUCUUUAACCUUGAAACCCUACCCCCUGACACGGAUCUGCGGGCCCCAUUCACCUCUGGCCGAGAGCCCCGUGCGAAAGCCCAAUACACUGGCAGCCGCCAUUUGCCAUAACGGAGCAGAACUCAGUCACCCGCACAAUUCUCUGCACUCGUCUCUGCACUCGUCUCUGCCCUCGUCUCUGCCCUACAGUUUGUCUCUUACACAACCGUCCACCUCGUUCCUUCCUUCCCAUCGCUCCUUGUCUGGAACUCAACUUCAGCCCCUGUCCCUGGUCACCAAACCCUUAGAGUAGAACCCAACACCCACGAGUAACUUCUUUUAUUUUUUACAUUUCUUGGGGGGGAGGAAAGUUUCCCCUUUCCAUAAAUUUCAGUUUUUUUCAUUUGUGCCAAACGGCUCCUUUUUUUGUAAUUAGAUGUUUUAUGAAAUUCAUUGGUCAAUAUUUGACCCGUUCCUUCACUUCUCCGAUGUGAGUCGCAGACCUCAACGAAAUCUCACAAUUCUGCCAAAAUUUCUAUAUCGUCCGAUGUCACGUUCAAAAAGUAUCAUCGGGAGAAGGGGGGAAAUGAUAUCGAUAUAUAUAUGAAAAUGACCACAAAAAAAAAAAUACCUAACUGUUGUGUAGUUCUGAUCGGAAACUCGGAAAAAAGACUGAUUUAAAGAAGAAUAAUUAAGGAAAAAAAAAAAAAAGCAAUUUUGAAGCCGCCCUCGCAGAAGGAGUUGGUUCUUUAUUAUUUGUAUUAAAUACGAGCUUGUGAACCAAUCAUUUUACAUCCGGUUUUUAACCUCUCGGUGCACAACGAAUGCAGUGCCACUAAAUCUCUCGUGAAACAACUUUUAUUGUGAUGUUACUUGUUCUUGUUGAAAUGUACAGAAAAAAAAACAAAAAAUGGUAAAAACUGAACAAAAUGUGUGAAUAUGCCUUGUUCCAUGGUGGGGUUCAUUUUUGGGGGUGCGGGGGGGGCUGGUAAUUACAUGGACAAAAUGUGGGGGGAGGGGUGGGGUUGCGGCGGGGGCAGGUUUUUGAAUAUAUCAGAGCCAUGGACCUGUAGUAUUUAUUGCUUAGAUAAAGCGCUUGUGUCCUGUUUGUCGUCUCUUUUAAAGAAAAAAAAACGUUUUUCCCCCCCCUCCCGUUUCUUGAAGACGUUGUACAAAGUUUUCUUUUGUUAGUGUCAGCAUCUUAUAUAUAAAUAUAAAUAUAUAUCAUUUGUACAAGGUUUUUAAGUUUAUAUAUAAAUUUAUAUUUUUCGUUUUGUUUCCGCUGUUUCAAAAAUUGCCACCAAACCGACAUUUGUAGUUUAAAGGAUCCACGUUGUACAAAGAAACGCAAUUGCUUUAAAAAAUUUAAAAAAAAAAAGCCAUUACACAAAAGACUUGAAAUUGUUAUAAAUAAAUAAAAACAUGACAAAUCCACGUGCCAAAAUUUCCAGCCACAAAAACUCCCACUUCCUCCCUCUUCUUUUCCUUCCGUUUUGAUGUGAUGUUACAUAGGUAGGUAUGUACGUAGUUUUAUUGUCAGCGAUAACAGGUGUAUUUGCUAGGGAGACCGACGGGGAAAUAGAAACUAAAAAAGCAAAACGUUAGGUACAAAAAAAAGUGAAUUUUUUUUUUUUUUUUUUUUUAAAUCCCGCAUGGGACAAAUUCCUGUUGAGUUAUUUAUAAAGGAAACUACUGCCAUUUUUAUGUACAUUUGCUACGUGUAGGUAGCAGACCUUAAAAAGAAAAAAAAAAGGCAUGUUGAUGUUGCUCCAAAAAUAUGAGAGGACGAAACUGAAAAAAAAAAAAGAUAAAUUUUUCGUCCAUUUCAUCCAGUGAAAUUGUAGUUUGACCUGAAGCAAUUGUAAAAUCUGUCUCUGAUGUUUUCUGAAGAUGCUAAUGAUGAUGACAAUUUUAUUUUGUGAAUACUUUAAAUGUUUCCUAACCGCUGUGAUGUUGCCAUUCGGUUUUAUUGCUCUUAUUCCAAUUUUUAUUUUUUUUCCAAUUUCAAAAAAUGGUUUUUCAAACCUGACAAUUUUUUUUUGUAUUGAGUCAUGUUCAUCCUGUACAGUAUCUGUAGCAUGCAGUUCUGGAUUAAUAAAAGCAACAUAGUAUGUG